AUGUGCGUGAAUGCGAAGGGGGAUGUCGUCACUGGCAGUCUAGAUGGCACUGUCAAGGUGUGGGAUACGGCGGGGCUGGGUGAUGACAACGACGAGGAGGAGGAGCAGGGGAAGGGGUGGAAGCUCCUCCAUACGUAUAAAUAUCAAGGUCAUGGUAUCACUGAUAUCGCAUGGUCGGGUGGGCAGGGCCUGUCUAUGGUUGUGUGCCUCGAUGACGGGUCUCUCAUCUCGCGUCGCAGGCGGCCUCGGGACGGGGAGGUUGAUGAUGCUGCUGAGGGUGGUGUACAGUACUUCACACAAACAGCUAAAGUGAGACACUCUCACUUGGAGGUCCUAUUGAGGCGAUUCGAGUAA
Perkinsus marinus ATCC 50983 is the source of this 354-nucleotide messenger RNA. RefSeq lists its product as hypothetical. The record is from RefSeq and is a predicted model, not a curated record. Lineage: Eukaryota; Perkinsozoa; Perkinsida; Perkinsidae. The coding region runs from base 1 to 354 and encodes 117 amino acids. The transcript has 3 exons. Gene Ontology annotation, molecular function: protein binding.